UUUUCCUGCAGGUGGUGGUGUGUAGCAGACUCUUCCACGUAGCUCCCAAACUAUUGUAGGACAGCUUCCAUAAGAGCUGGUGUCCGGCACUGGCUCUUAUGCAAAGUUAAUGUUUUUUGGUAAAAGGAGGGACGGGGUGCGAGCUUUGCAGUGAGGAGGAAACCCGGAACUUCCAGCCCAAAAGCAGCCGCACAAUGGCACCGUCCCUCAUACAAUGUUGCCGCAGUCUGGCUCUCUCGACGUGGCUGCUGUCGUUUUGCUUCGUUCAUUUGCUGUGCUUGGACUUUACGGUUGCAGAGAAAGAGGAAUGGUACACCGCUUUUGUAAACAUUACCUAUUUGGACCCCGUCACUUCGGAGGUCAAGACGGAGAAAACCGAGUGCGGAAGGUAUGGUGAGCAGUCGCCCAAGAAAGAAGCCAGAGGUCUGGUCCUGGUGCCGUACAGCCUGCAGGACAGGCAGGCGUGCGACCCCAACCUCAGGUUCCCACCUAUCCCCGCAAACACCGCCUGGGUGGCUCUGGUGUCUGCUGGGAACUGUUCAUACCGAGAGAAGAUCCGUAACGUUGCAAACUACAACGCCUCUGCAGUUGUCAUUUACAAUGUGGGCUCCAGCAAUGCCAACGACACCAUAACAAUGCCCCAUCCAGGUACAGGUGAAGUUGUGGCCAUCAUGAUCCCAGAGCCUAAAGGCCGUGAGAUUGCGGCCUUGCUGGAGCAGCAAAUCAGGGUCACACUGUCCAUCUCCAUAGGAACCCGCAACCUGCACAAGUAUGUGAGCAGAACGUCGGUCGUGUUUGUCUCCAUCUCCUUCAUCGUGCUCAUGAUCAUCUCUCUCGCCUGGCUCGUCUUCUACUACAUCCAGAGGUUCCGCUACGCUAACGCACGAGACCGCAACCAGAGACGUUUGGGAGAUGCUGCCAAAAAGGCCAUCAGUAAGCUGCAAGUACGCACCAUAAAGAAAGGAGACAAGGAGACUGAGUCAGACUUCGACAACUGUGCAGUUUGCAUUGAAGGUUAUAAGCCUAACGAUGUUGUGCGGGUAUUACCAUGCAGGCAUGUCUUCCAUAAGCACUGUGUAGACCCUUGGCUGCAAGACCACCGGACGUGUCCCAUGUGUAAAAUGAACAUCCUUAAAGCCUUGGGAAUCCUGCUCAACGCAGACUGCACAGAUGACGUUCCUCCAGACUAUGAGACAUCUGUCGGGGGUCCACCCACCAACGCCAUCAGCGGGGAGAGUGAGAUCACGAUUAACGAGAGCUCGGUGGUUCUGGAUCCAGCCGACAGAGGGAUCGACCUUCAGCAGUUCCACCCUGAUGAAGACACAGAGCCUCAGGCAGCGGAAAGCCACAUCAUCUACGCCGGUGGGCACCAGCCUUCUACCAGCAGUGACUCAGACUCGUCUUUCACGACAGGCUUGGAAAUAGGCAUGUCUGAAGUACACCUGUCCACGGAGCAGGAAUGUGAGCUGGCCAAAUCCUGAAAAAUGCACAAAUCACCAGGAAAAGGAGAACGAAAGCAGGACAAAGUGACCAUGGGCCUGUCAGAUUCGCCACUUCUUUGGCCCCCAGGAGAAAGUGACUCCUCAUUAGUUGAGCCCUACAAAAUAGCAGCACAAAACCACCCAUUUCUGUCUUUAAAGAGCGUGAGAAACCAAUAUUUGUCCCUGCAUCUGUGGACGUGUUGCUUGCUAAUUUUCUAGCAGUAACCACUCAAUGUUUUGUUCGUUUGACUGCCAUGACGACCAGACAGCCAAUCACAGCUCUCCUAUUGUGGUGGCCCAAUGUUUGUCUCAUUUACACAUCCUUAAAACAAGAAUCUCAAAUACACUUACAACAAGUGCUGAUAUUUUGAACCUCAGUACGGAAUUGAACAGUACUGAGAAGUUCAAAUUCAUUCCUUCAACCUAAACCUGGCUACUUAAUGCAAGAUAGCAGCUUUAAUUAUUGUAAGAAUUGGGUGCAGAUUUUUUGAUUUCUUGGUAUGAGAUCACUGCCAAAAGUAAGUUCUACUGAUGUAAUCAAUGCGGAGCACAUAGGGGCUAAUUUAUUCCCUAACAUCCAGUGUGAUUUUCCACCAGAUUUCCACCACAGACUUGGGUACACGAUUUCACCCUUAAAGCAUAGGCCUUUAAGUUCAUUCGUCAUUGGAAAUUUCAGAAAUUGGAAUAUGUAAGCACAAGCUGUAAUUUCUAAACUGUUUCUGUUUCUCUUUUUGUAAGACUUUCAUUUAUAAUUCCUAUUUAACCAACUGAAUAUCCAUGCUGUUGAGAGGAAAUUAAAAAACACAUGGUAGAUGUUUCUGUCCUCACAUAUGACAAUCGUAGCUUGCCACAAGCAGUUUGAAGUGAUGUCAUCCACUGCCCUACUGAAACUGCUGCUGAUUCACACGUUAUAACAACACAUGGCGCCGGUGAUGUCUCCCUGCUGUCUGUCAGGAGGGAAACUGUGUUCACACACUGCUGCUAAAUACAGCUGGCAAUACUGUUGUCACUACAAAACUCCUGGCAGUGUGCUGAUAUUUUAGACAAACUUCCUACACUUGUAAAACCAGCCAAUAUAAAUAUGUCAACAAGUCUUUGUGCCAAGAUUAUAGUAAGUUGUUGGUAUUUCCCUGGCUGUUAAACAGAUUGGAAUAGCAUCAUGAUAUGAAACUUAAGAAACAACUUAAUAACUUCUGUGAGUUAAAGGAGAGACUGUUUUGGUAAAAAGGAGGAAGCUAUGCAUUGCCCAUCAGAUAUAAAAUGCAUUUGGGUGCAUGUUCAGGGUUUUCAUUUAUAAAUGUAAAGCUCCAAGCAUGGGAUUGUUUAUGGCAUGAAUAGAUAACAGCAUGAUGCAAAUGUAUGCAGCUGUGGAAUAACUGAGAGGUUUAGUUUGGAGAAAGUCCACAGUAUACCGGCUAAUUCUGCAGCCCCAGCAAAGAUCUCAACUCAAAACCUCCUGAUUAGGAAAACGGUCAGCACAAGGAAACUGCAUCACACUGCAGAACCUCAGUUGGUUAAACUCCUGCUUUGUACUGUGAGUUGUAUACAUCAAAAAACAGGUUAAUGCGUACGGACAUGGUAUUUGUUAUAUUGAGAUAUAAAAGAAGUAGCUUGUAUUGACAAACCUGCAGAGAAUUGAAUCUGCAGGCAAACACCAGCUCAGUGUGGACAGUGGGCCAAAACAUUGAAAGAUUUAAAUGUUGCUGUGGAUGUAGACUUUAACUCCUAUGGCUCUGGGAACUGUUACUUCACACUCAUCUUAUACAGUUUGUGGUAAUAUUCAUUUUCCUACUAUUGCUUUUGUUGUUCUGUAGUCAUCUGUAUAUCACCUUCUUAGUAUUCAGUAAUUGAACAAGGUCAGUAGGAUCUAACACUUUGUUGGAUCUGUUUCCUCUCACAUUCCUGGACUCUGAAAAGCACAGACUUGUAUGACUGAGUCCGUGUAGCCAGUGGAAUUUAACGUUGUUUUUUUACUUCAAGUCAUUGUUUCCAUUACUGUAUGUCCUGUAGCCACCUGGGAAACUGUUACAUAACAAGCACAUGUCCAGAUCCCCUGUUUGAAGGAUUAUUGAAUGUACGGCCAAAUGUUGAAGUGCUCCAUGAAGGCUUUCUUUUUGAUGGGUGCAAAUUUAAAUUCACAUUCUUGAUUCCUUUAAAUGUUUUGUUAGAUGCUCAUAGACAGGUAUUCCUAGAUAAGUAAGAGGUUGAAAUAUGUUGUUUCUUACAGCAGUGAUUCACUGUGAUGUACUGCGUGCAAGAAGAGUUUAUGAAUGUACACUUUCAUACCCUAUCUUAUAAACAAUGUGGUUGGUUUGACAGUAAGCCCUUUUUAUGUUUGGAUAUACAUAUUUUGCUUUGAGGAUAUGAAGGAGGUGGAUGGUUAUGAUUCUUUUCAGCACGUUACAGAUACAGAUGUUUAAGUCUCAGCCGGCCUAAUCUGGACCUCUUAAGCCUCUGUAUUUCACUUCAGCUCUCAUGGAUAAUGAGACAGCACAAUACACAAGAUUACACAGGAGCACUUGCAGAUAUCUGUUGUCCUCCUUGUUUUGCUUUUCCCUUUGAAUUUCUUUUGACAGGUUGUCUUUGUUUUAUGAUUACACACAUACACUCUCCGCAACAAGAUAAAGUCGUGCACACCGUCUCAGUGACAGAUCUCUGGACUCUGUCUCUACUUCCUACAGAGUGAAUUUGUCUGACGAUACAUCUUUUUACAGAGAAAUUUAAAGAUUGUAUAAAGAAAACUAUAAGGUAAUCACUCAUUUUUGUCUGAUAUCUGUGUGUCAAAAACAGCUCUCUUGUAGGUAUAAAUAUAAUUCAAAUGAUUUGUAAAAUACAAAAGACAUAGCUCCAUGUAACGUACCUAUGUAAUGGCAUUCUUGUUACCUGAAAAGAACUAUUGGAUUUGGUGCUAAUUUGGAGGAUUUUUUUGAAAGCUCAGUUCAACCUAAAUGUAUGAAUAUUUAUACAUUAUUUGUGUUACUUUAUUCUCCCUAAUUGUUCAUUUGUAUUUAUUAAUUGCGUUUGUUUAUCUGACUAUAUUUUAGGGACUAUAGUCAGAGUUUUCCUGAAAAAAGGCACCCUGAAAAUGUAAUACAAAAUGUAUAACAUAUUGAUAUGCAGAAACCAUUACACAAGGAAGUUUGGGACAAUAAAUACUAGAUGGCUAAGAAAAAAGUAA
Messenger RNA from Eleginops maclovinus (Patagonian blennie), 4659 nucleotides. It is a transcript of the gene rnf150a, whose product is annotated as ring finger protein 150a. NCBI's taxonomy places the organism in Eukaryota, Metazoa, Chordata, Actinopteri, Perciformes, Eleginopidae. The record is from RefSeq and is a predicted model, not a curated record. The coding region runs from base 195 to 1481 and encodes 428 amino acids. The transcript is spliced from 7 exons.